CCACAUAGAGAGGCCAGGCCAAAUUCACAAACUUCUCUCUCCUCAUUUUGUGAUCGCAUAGCUUUCAAUUCUCUUUCUCUCUCUCUCUCUCUCUCUCUCUCUCUCAUGGCCACACAAGGAAGCCUCCUCCUUCAGAAACAACUCAAAGAUCUCUGUAAGCACCCUGUCGAUGGAUUCUCAGCCGGUUUGGUUGACGAGAGAAACAUCUUUGAAUGGAGCGUCACCAUAAUUGGACCGCCCGAGACUCUUUAUGAUGGAGGAUAUUUCAAUGCCAUCAUGAGUUUUCCAUCUAAUUACCCAAAUAGCCCACCAACGGUGAAGUUUAUUUCAAAGAUUUGGCAUCCCAAUGUUUAUACUGAUGGGCUGGUUUGCAUAUCAAUUCUCCAUCCUCCUGGUGAGGACCCGAAUGGCUAUGAGCUUGCAAGUGAACGCUGGUCGCCUGUACAUACUGUUGAAAGUAUAGUUUUGAGUAUCAUUUCAAUGCUUUCCAGUCCAAAUGAUGAAUCUCCAGCAAACAUAGAAGCAGCGAAGGAAUGGCGAGAGAGGAGGGAUGACUUCAAGAAAAAAGUUAGCCGCUGUGUGAGACGGACACAAGAAAUGUUCUGAUAUGCUUCCAUCUUCUCGUGGGUAUCGGGGAGUGUCUAUUUAUUGUGUGGGAGGACUGGUUCAACAUGUGUUUAUUGAUUCAUAAUAGAAUCCCGGUUGAAGCUCUUGCACCCAGUGUUUUAUUUUUUGUUACAUCAAGCUAUUCUCAUAAAACACAUUUCUGUAUUCAGGGGCCUUUGUAUAAGAGUUCAUUGCCACCUCUUGUUGUUCUCCUAUAUACUUAGGUAGUUCUUUGUGGCUUGUUCUCUCUCUCUCUCUCUCUUCUUUACUGCUCCCGUUUUUUUUCUUUUGUCUUUUUCUUUUUUUUCAAUUAUUACUCGAAUCUGUGUUUGUUUGGUUAAGCUGUAAAGGUAUAUAUAAAUUGUUCAUGUAGCUGGAAUUGUUUUUGA
This is a messenger RNA of Camellia sinensis, 995 nucleotides long. NCBI's taxonomy places the organism in Eukaryota, Viridiplantae, Streptophyta, Magnoliopsida, Ericales, Theaceae. The record is from RefSeq and is a predicted model, not a curated record.